CUGACCAUGGCGAGCCGGCUUCUUCACACGCUGCACAUAUUGCUCGUGCUGGAGUCGAGCUGGGGUAAAAUGGUAUCUGGGGGUCUCGGUGGAGCCGCGCGUCCAGGCGCAGAGGUCUCCGUCGCCGGGGAGCCGCGCGUCUUUACGCACGACGGCGCGAACCGGCGGGACGCGGUCUCCAUCCACAUGUUCAAAGUGUACGAGAAGUACAGCAAAGAGCCGCAGAGCCAGAGGGACGGGAACACCGUGAGGAGCUUUAAGGCCGUCCGCAGAGUCAUGGAUGGCAAAGACGUGUUCCAGUUCAACCUAUCCACCCUCCAAGAGUCGGAGGUCAUACUCCUCGCCUCUUUUCAUUUUCUCUUUAAGAGGCCCCGCCCCCAGCACCAGCAGCAGCAGCAGCAGCCGUGGCGUUUCCGAAGGCCUCGCCACCCCCCUCCCUCCCCGCGGCUUGUCCUCCACGGAUCGUCCUCCGCAAACUCCUCUUUCACGACUCCGCUGGGGAACAUAACUCUGACCCCUUUCAAGAAAGGCUCUUGGCAAACGGGGGAUGUGACGACGGCGUUGAAUCGCGCCAGGGACAUCGAGCAGCUCGUGGUCACGGCGGAGUUCGAAAUGGGGUCCGGGUCGGCUCGGGGACAGCAGAGGAGCCAAGAGCGCCUCUCUCCGGCCAACCUGCCGUACAUCGUGCUCUACGCCGACGACCGAGCCAUCGACGAGCCGAACAGCGUGGCCGCGUCGCUCCAGAGGUACGGGCCCUCCCCCGCGGCGGCGGAGGACGCGUCGACCUCGGCCUCGAGGAUCCGGAGGGAGCUUCAUCUCCGGAUCCAGACCAACGACAUCCCGGAGGUCCCGUACGACACCUUGAAGAAUCACGAGCUGUGGCAGAACACGUACUUUCCGGCGAAAGCCAAAGCGGGCGCCGAGCCGGGCAGGAAGCCGGGCACGGGGAGCGGCGAGACGCCGGGGAAGCCCCAGGUGCUGAGCUUUGAUGAGAGGACGAUGAAAAAGGCGAGGAGGAGGCAGUGGAGCGAGCCCAGGGUUUGCUCCAGGCGCUACCUCCGGGUGGACUUCGCCGACAUCGGCUGGAGCGAGUGGGUUUUGGCGCCGAAGUCCUUCGACGCCUACUACUGCGCCGGGGCCUGCGGAUUCCCCAUCCCGAAGGUGGCGCGUCCUUCCAAUCACGCCACCAUCCAGAGCAUCGUCCGAGCGGUGGGCAUCGUGCCCGGCGUCCCCGAGCCGUGCUGCGUCCCGGAGAAGAUGAGCCCCCUCGGCGUCCUCUUCCUCGACACCGACAGGAACAUGGCGCUGAAGGUUUACCCCGGCAUGUCCGUGGAUACCUGCGCCUGUCGGUAGGGCGACCGUCGCCGCCGCCGCCACGUCCGAUCAAUGAAGAAGACGGAAAGGUUUGCGAGGAGGACGUACACGUUGGGAGCGUAUAUGCCGGAGGUGGUGGUAUUUUUCCACGUUGAAGAGGACGACCAGCGAUGAUGAAGAGGAGGGACUCGUGCGUCUCGGUGUGAGAACUCUGCUGUUGGAGCUCGGGACUCGGACUCGUUGACGAAUAGUUGGUCAAUGAGCUUCCCUCCACCCGGGUUCGCCGCCGUCCAUUUCUUUUUUCUCCCCUUCAUCCAAAAAGCAGUUUAAAGAAGUGCCCACACGCAAACCUGUAUAUGUAAUAAUGUAUAACGUGUUGACCGUCUGGAUGUUGAAAACACCUCCUGGUGGUAGAUCUUCAUCUCUGUUGAUCUCUCAUAGUCCUUUUCGUCUACUUCAGCACCCGUACACUUUUAUAAAGUGAUCUCCCCUCCGGCUUCGAGACCAGACGAGAUAAGACUUGAUCCUUGGUCUCAGGCCUGGUUUUUUGGAAACGCUUCCAACUCGACGAAGCUCAAACGUCCGGCUUUCAAAAGCCUUCUGAAACCUUCGGCCAUCCGCCUCCUCCGCCGCUCGCCGGGAGUGAGCGGACAUUUCGGACACGCCGACACCCGGACUCUGGAGGGUCCCCAGGGACCCGGAAGCUGCAUCGAUACACCCCUCGCCGUGUAAAUACUGUCGUUACUAACGCGCACUAAACGGUGCUCAUUCUCAAGCGACGUCUCGCGUUGUUGCCAUUGGAACGCCUCCCGUAUGUCAGCGAGGAGCGUCGUUCAUGCAUGAGAGGCGACAUCUUCCUUGUAGUUCAAUAGCCAUUUGUUUGUCUUGGAUGGAGCGAGUGUGUUUGGACACCUACCGAGACGGAAGGAGCGGUGCGUGGCUGCCACCUGCUGGGCAUUUGUGGGAACUUUUAAAAAGGAGAACGUUUUAGUACGUCCUAUUUCCCUUUGUUACAUAAAUACUGUUUAUCGAAAGGUGAGACGUAGAUUUCCAUAAUAAGUAAAAAGGGAUAAAUGUAUCCGACGUUAUAACUGUAUUUCUCAAAGUGUAUUUGAAUAGUCGUGUGAUGUGAAGCUCACAUCGUAGACGUCAUGACGUGUGAGUGGGAAGGAAAUAAAACUGAAUUGUACAUACGGUUAAAGACA
Messenger RNA from Pseudoliparis swirei, 2519 nucleotides. RefSeq names its product growth differentiation factor 10b (gene ifngr1l). Gene Ontology annotation, biological process: BMP signaling pathway; SMAD protein signal transduction. The record is from RefSeq and is a predicted model, not a curated record. NCBI's taxonomy places the organism in Eukaryota, Metazoa, Chordata, Actinopteri, Perciformes, Liparidae. Bases 7 to 1353 code for a protein of 448 amino acids. The transcript has 3 exons. Gene Ontology annotation, molecular function: growth factor activity; cytokine activity. Gene Ontology annotation, cellular component: extracellular region.